AUGGCAACAACGAACCCACCCGCGCCAUCAGAAUCCGACCCGAAUUGUAAAUCGGAUCUGGAUUCGUUUCCUUACUUCGAAGACAUGAACGAACUCGAGAGAGUCUUCAACCGCUUCGACGCCAACGGCGACGGCAAGAUCUCCGCCGACGAGCUCGACGACGUGCUCCGGACGCUCGGAUCCGGCGUCUCACCGGAGGAUCUUCGCCGCGUCAUGAACGACCUCGACACUGACCGCGAUGGCUUCAUCAGCCUCCCCGAGUUCGUUGCCUUCUGCCGCACCGAUGGCGGCUCUGGCGAGUUCCGCGACGCCUUCGACCUCUACGAUCGCGACAAAAACGGCCUCAUCUCCGCCGAGGAGCUCCACCUUGCGCUUAAUCGCCUCGGCCUCAAGUGUUCCAUCGAUGAAUGCCACGACAUGAUCAAGUCCGUCGACGCCGACGGCGACGGAUUCGUCAACUUGGAGGAGUUUAAGACGAUGAUGACGACCUCCAAGAAGCGCGCGGCCGCCGUCAAUGGCUCUGUCCAUUAG
Molecule: messenger RNA, 531 nt
Organism: Sphenostylis stenocarpa
Lineage: Eukaryota; Viridiplantae; Streptophyta; Magnoliopsida; Fabales; Fabaceae
Source: the annotation of a GenBank genome assembly